ACGGGAAACCCGGUGGUGUGUUCAUCGGAGAUGGAUCUCGCAGAACUUGUUGUGCACCCGCCACGCGCUUACGGCUGAAGUGAUUAUCAAUGAGGGCGGCAAAACACGCGAGAUAAACAAUAUACUGACCACCACACGUAAACCAAGUUAUACUCGCGAAACCAUAAAAUUUCGUUGCGAUUUCCAAUAUCGAUUCGACCGUUUCUUUUUUUUAUACGCGCUCAUUAUGCUAACAGGAGUUCUGAAAGGAACUCUCCUGUGCUGCGAGGAUGAGAAUUUUACGUGGAACGACACCGCCGACGCAAUCGAUCAUCAGAAUAGAAACAGUCUCCACGAAGCCUCGUCUUUCUUGAAAAUCAUUUAUAGGGUAGUAGUCCCGACGAUUGUGGCUAGCGGCCUUUUCGGAAAUAUUUUGAUAUUGGUAGUGUUGUCCACGCCGUUGUUCCGUGGAAUCGCUUAUAUGUAUCUCAAAGGACUAGCUCUUGCGCACGUCGGUGUUUUAGUAUCUUGGAUACCCAUAUUUGUCAGGCUGGGUUAUGGCAUGAAGAACAAUUAUCCGUCCGCGUUUUACCACGCUCACAUGGAGCUGGUCGCAGUCAACAUUUUCGCUACGGCGAGCAUCUUGAUAAUCACUUGCCUGAUCGUCGAUCGGUACAUUUUCAUCUUCUUCCCGCCUCGCAUUCGGACGAGAAACGCGCGGAAGAAUGUCCGCUCCGUCAUUUUGUGCUCGUUCAUCGUCGGAUUCGCGAUCAGUGCUCCGCUGACAAAGAUGAGAACGGUGUACGAGCAUGCAGAGGGUGCAGGUAUUCAGUUCACCUUGCAGGAGAACACUUCCGUUACUCAGCACCCUGUGUGGCAGGCGUACAUAUGGAUCAUGGAGGUCGCGGUGCGCCUUUGUCCGACCUUGAUCCUUCUUUUAUUGAACAGCGCGGUAGUCAAGAGAUUUCUGCACCUGAACGCAAAGAAAAGGGAAUUUCAAUCGGUCUCCGACAAGUAUCGGACCGCGAAUCUACCUGACACGUCGCUGUUGACCCGCAACCGCGGGUACAGAGAAGAACAGCACCUUGCUGCACUGAUGUCGGUCAUGGCGGUGUGCUUUGUAGUGACUAUGAUACCGUCGAUCGUACUCCCGUUUUUGUAUAAUAAUCACGAGCCCCUGGACGUAGGCUACCAUCUAUUCCGUUCGUUUGCCGCAGUUGCCGAGCUUUGUAAUUACGCCGUACACAUUCUUAUAUACUUGUCUUGUAGCAAAGAGUUUCGCGAAGAAUUAUUCAAGCUUCUUCAGAAUAAGUGCAGGACGAACAUAGAGGAGGACAUCGAACGACCAAUUGGGGAAAUUGAGGAUUAUAGCAGACACGGCACUACGGUUCGAUUAACUCCUGAACCAACAAAAUUAAAUUCUCCCGGCUCUACGAGCAAACAAAAUCCUGUGGAAGAAGAUGGUGAAUCAGAAUUAUUGAAUGCUUCUGACAUUGUUUAAUAAUCGUAGUAAUAAAGUGCGAAUAAAACUGUGUGAUAAUUGUAUCAUUGUCAAUGAAAACGGUUCCAAUAACA
Megalopta genalis is the source of this 1554-nucleotide messenger RNA. Its product is annotated as putative G-protein coupled receptor AH9.1. NCBI's taxonomy places the organism in Eukaryota, Metazoa, Arthropoda, Insecta, Hymenoptera, Halictidae. Gene Ontology annotation, molecular function: G protein-coupled receptor activity. Gene Ontology annotation, cellular component: membrane. The record is from RefSeq and is a predicted model, not a curated record. Gene Ontology annotation, biological process: G protein-coupled receptor signaling pathway.